ACCAGAGUUGAGGUUUAAAGUUUGAACAAGUCAAGACGCUGCAGUCAACAACAUUAAAACAUACAGCUUCUUUUAGGAGUGUGAAUUUCUGCCCAUUGGACCAUACUGUAUGGUGUGUGGCCGCACACACCCCAACUCCUGUAAAUGGCAGGGCUCUGUGUUCUCAAGAUCCUGCUGCUCUGGACCGGGAUCAUCAGUUUGGCCAAUUCACCAGAUGAUAUGACUAAACUGAAGACGACGGCUCCAGAGCCUCAUGUGAUUAUAGUGAGCUGUGAAUAUUCAAGGCGCUUUAAUGGACCUGAGGUGAUGUAUAUCACACAACAUCGUUAUGCUGGUGAUACUCUGCAUGUGACUGCUUUCAAUGAACACUUUGAGCACAAGUCCAAGACAUAUGAUGUUGCUACUCACUAUCAUGACAAAGCUGUCAUUGAUUUUCUGGCGUUUCUCAUCGUCCUCACGUCUGUGGCAAUACUUGUGGUGAUCGACAGCAUAUACGUUCUUAACCGUGUUCCUAAGCACAGAAAGUCUCGUGACGUGAAUGAAAACGCGAUGUUUCAAACGGCAGCAAGUCUCAGGAGCCUCAAGACUUUGCUGCUUUCAGCUGGGAUCAUAUGUCAAAUCACUACAACUGCUGGGCAAAGGAUUACAGCUUCCUCACCUCUAGAGUGUUCCUACACUGUAACACCCAUCAAGUUUGGCUUCCAGAUUGACAUUAAAAGCUCUACCCCUCGUAACUACACCAUAAACAUUAAUGAAGAAGGCCGACCAGACACUGGAAAACACAUCACCGUCCAUCAGUCCAGUCAAAGCUCAUCACAUGAAAUCAAACACCUGAAGCCCUGCACUGAAUAUGAGCAUUAUGUGACACAUCUUGAUGGUGCUGGUGAAAAACACUGUAGCCACACUGAAGAUAAAACUAAAACGACUGACAUAAGUAAAGAUGACAUUGAAGAUGUCAGCUGCAUCCCUGGACGUGUUUGUUACCGGAGUGAUUGGGACAUCAGCUCUUUACUAUCAACCACAAAUGCUGUGCGAUGUGACAAUAAAACAUUCUGUGUCAAACCUGGUUACAAUGACAUUUGUUCAGAUUUUACUACAAAGUUCACAUCAGAAAAGUGUCCGACCACUUCUUUUAGCCUCACCAAAAGCUUCAUCCCUGUUGAUUUCUUAAACGCAAGUGAAAUACAUCAGAUUGUUUCCACUAAACUUCCAGUGAAAAUAGAAACAAAAUUACCUCCAAACUGUAAAAAUCUCUCUGUUGAUUACACCUGCAGGGAGAGUGGCGGAGUCACUGAGCCUAAGCUGGAGUCGGAGCUGGAGCCGUUUACUGACUACAGCUGUACUGGUCAGAUCAAGGACAACGAUGUCACCAUUAAAAACACAACUGCUGUUUACGUCAGGAUUGACUGUGAUUUUAACAUAAUCGCCACAAAGAACAACGUAACCAAUACGUCUAUUGGCUUGAGUUGGAGCACAACCAGUGACAAGUGUCAAGAAGUCCUUCAUGAGCUUGAUAAGCUUUCAUACGACUGCAGCUGUGGUCCUACUCCCUCCCAUCAGACACACAGGAGUAAAGCUAACAAAGAGUCAUCAGGAGGAACAUGUCUUGUUUCUGGACUGGAACCAUUCACCACAUACACCUGUGGAGUCAAACCCAUCUACAACAACACAGAGACAGAUGCUAAACAAACUCCAGUGACACAAGUGACUGAGGCUGGAAUACCAGACGAUAUUAAAGACCUGAGGACGUCACAGCCAGAGCAUAAUGUGAUUAUAGUAACCUGUAUUCAUUCAGGAAAAUUAAACGGUCCUGAAGGCAAACAGAGAUACAGAGCAGAACUUCAUCAUGGUGGUGUCAUUGUGAAGGAACUUAAAGAGAAAGAAUGCAAGUUUGAAUUCAGGGACCUGAGUUACUCUACGACCUACACAGUGAAGGUGACUGCUUUCAAUAGACACUUUGAGAGCAAGCCUCAGACAAUACCUGUUGCCACUUUGGACAGUGGAAAAGCUCUCACUGUCACUAAUAUUCUGGACGUCCUCAUCAUCAUCAUCAUCAUCAUCAUCAUCAUCAACAUCUUAUCUGCAGCCUUGGUCUACAAGAUCUGCGUUCUGAGACACAGAAAGUCCAGAAAUGACGUGAAGGGAGAUGUGAUGUUUGAAUCAACAGCAAUUUAUGUUAAUGCACCUGAAUCUGCUUGGCGUCCUACUGGAGAGCAUCCUGAUGGAGCUGUAUACUAAGUCAUCAUUUACUCUUAUUAACUUGUUAAGUACUGCAUGUAUGCCUUGGCAUUGUUCAUGUCUUACAUGACAGGCCUAACAGUUGAAGUCAAGACUUUCUAAGAUCUUUUUAAUGCCACAUGGACUGCAAUUUAAUACCAAGCCUACUAAGUAUGGAAGUAUGAUGGAAUACCAGUGGGACAAUAUGCCUCAGAGUUGCAUAUUACAUUUAUUUCAGUUUAAGUCUUAGUAGUAUAUAUAAUAUACAAUAAUUAAUGAAAUGAAUGCAAUAUGUUAUGCUUUUUAACAGCCUUCUCUUCCAAUAUGCUUAAGAAAAAAGCGAACCAAGAAUUCAAAAGGGAACCAAAAGGGGCUAUGGCUGUCUAAACAAUUUAAUGUUAGACAAGCAAAAGAUAUGACAAUGUAUAUUUUAAAAUGAGGCUUGAAAAUUCACCUGUGUUGCAUGGCUUUAACAUAUACAAAAUCUGUGUUUUAUUGUUCAAUCCUUGUACUUGUGCCACCUGCAGGCCAUUAAUGUUACUGAUGCAUUUUACAGGUGUGUUUUUGUGUGAUUCUGAGGUGUUUCCAUUUAAUAUUUGUAUUAC
Seriola dumerili (greater amberjack) is the source of this 2822-nucleotide messenger RNA. RefSeq lists its product as uncharacterized. The coding region runs from base 145 to 2238 and encodes 697 amino acids. Gene Ontology annotation, molecular function: protein binding. The record is from RefSeq and is a predicted model, not a curated record. The transcript is spliced from 20 exons. NCBI's taxonomy places the organism in Eukaryota, Metazoa, Chordata, Actinopteri, Carangiformes, Carangidae.